This is a messenger RNA of Halichondria panicea, 1981 nucleotides long. RefSeq lists its product as uncharacterized. Gene Ontology annotation, biological process: Notch signaling pathway; multicellular organism development. Lineage: Eukaryota; Metazoa; Porifera; Demospongiae; Suberitida; Halichondriidae. Gene Ontology annotation, cellular component: membrane. The record is from RefSeq and is a predicted model, not a curated record. The transcript is spliced from 6 exons. Bases 304 to 1899 code for a protein of 531 amino acids.
UGCAUGAUGAUUUAUUGCAGACAUAGAUCUACUGCAAUGCAUCUACAGCUACAUGGAAUGGUGACAUACAUAGAUACAGACUAGACUGUGUACACUGUUUUAUGGAUUGUUCUCAUGAAUACUUACAACAAUUCCACACAAGGUAGCUAAUUGUACUAAUUAGGUAAUAGCUGUGACACUGUAAUUGCAUUAAUAGACCACAUACAACCUGUGAUGUGUGUUGGUUGAGCUAGCUGCUAAAUCUAGAUCAGAUCAAGUCAAUAGCUAACUGAGACAACAAGAGAUUCUGUGCUAUUAAGCAACAUGUUUCAACCAUGGAUCAUGCUGUUCAUUCAACUAGUGUGUCUGUCUCAGCUGAGAGGAGUGUGUGGACAGAAUGGUCCGCAGUUUGUCCUUGAGAUGACGCUGCACUCCUACCUGGACAGUAACAGUACUGACACGACAGGACUGUGCUGUAGACCAAGCAACAACUGCAACCAAGGCUGCCGCAAUAUGUUUAAUGUCUGUGCACAAGAAGAUGAGUCUUCCAAUCCAUGCAACUAUGGGGAGAGAUCUUUCAAUCAUGAUUCUCUAAGUGGUGUAACAGUUAAUUUUGGCCAAUUCUUGGAAACUGAUGUUUUAUUAAAUCCAGUCAGUUUCUCUCCUGACAUUGGACAAUGGCCGGGGGUGUUCCGAGUGGUUGUCUCAGUAACAAAUACCCAACGGACACAAGCUUUAAUAGAUCGCUUCACCAUUUCUAGAAAUACAUUUAAUAGUGAUGAAAUGGUAACAGAAACUAUCAUUGGAGAGUUUGGGAAUACAUUAGGAGUCAGUAUUCUGUUGAGAUGCACUGAUAGUUUCACUGGAGCUAAUUGUGAUCAGGCUGUUGUGGCCACAACAGUCCCAGCUAAUACCAAUGUCCCAUCAACAACAGCAGAAGCAACAGUCCCAGCUACUACCAAUACACCACCAACAACAGCAGAAGCAACCGUACCAGCAACUACCAAUGUCCCAUCAACAACAGCAGAAGCAACUACUCCAAACAGUGAGACAACACCUGAUACUAUUCCUCCCUCUACAACAUUGCCAAUGGCUACAACUAGUCUCCCAGGACAGACCACAACCACAGUGAAGACUGCAGCAACAAGCACUUCAGCUAGUACAAUAGCUACUGCAACAAAUACUACAGCUAGUACUGAAGAUACAACUGCUCCAAGCAAUACGACACUGGGCGGUGGAAACCCCCAGGCUAGCGGUCUGUCCGAAGGGGGUGUUGCUGGAUUAGUGAUUGGACUCCUGAUUGGUUCUGUACUGGUUGUCAUAGCAAUUGUAUUGGUGAUUUGGUGGUACAAGAAAAAGAGCAGCGCAAGCUUCAAGAUCAGUGACCCAGCAGCAGCUAAACAGUCUCUGGAAAAUCCCAACUAUGUGAUGGUGACUAUGAACAACUCGGCAGUGUCUAGCUCCAAUGUCAGUCCUGCUCCUGUCUACAAUAGCACAUCACUCUACGAAACAGUCGACAUUGAGCGCACUCUAGACAAUGACAAUCCUCUCUACUUCUCCAUGGAAGCCAGCAAUGAUGACUAUGCCAUUCCACCUGAUGCUAUGCCAGCCAAACCAGCUCAGAUUGAUGAGGACGAUUAUGACCUCCCUCCUGAUGAGCAGGGGUAUCCCCCUCUACCAGUGAAACCACCACGCAUUGACGAGGCUGAUUAUGACCUCCCUCCUGGAGAGCAGGGGUAUCCCCUCCCACCCUCCCAGCCCCCUCCCCCACCACACAGCCUAUCAAGCAACCAGCUUAAUCCGUACGGCGAAUAUGGUGACGGAACUAUCAGGAGAGUGGCUAGUCAGCAGUCAGUGAACUGUGAGGUGUUUGAUAAUCCUGACUAUUGUGAACCAAGUGCACUGGACAUAUCCUCCUAGACUAGCUGUGUUAUUUGUUUGAUCUUCUAUUAUUAUGUUUAUGUUAUAAUGAUAAUUAUUGUACAGCCAAUUAUUUAUACGC